Monopterus albus (swamp eel) is the source of this 2391-nucleotide messenger RNA. RefSeq names its product TAF4A RNA polymerase II, TATA box binding protein (TBP)-associated factor (gene taf4). Lineage: Eukaryota; Metazoa; Chordata; Actinopteri; Synbranchiformes; Synbranchidae. Bases 33 to 1838 code for a protein of 601 amino acids. Gene Ontology annotation, biological process: DNA-templated transcription; transcription initiation at RNA polymerase II promoter. Gene Ontology annotation, molecular function: protein heterodimerization activity; DNA binding; RNA polymerase II general transcription initiation factor activity. Gene Ontology annotation, cellular component: transcription factor TFIID complex. The record is from RefSeq and is a predicted model, not a curated record. The transcript is spliced from 15 exons.
UGCCAGGUGGGAUCCGAACCCUGACGCCUCAGAUGUUGGCUCCGAGGCUCCCUCAGACCUCCCCGGGACAACCCAGUGUUCACAACAUGCAGCUCCUCCCGGGGAUGGUGCUUAUGCGCAGUGAGGGUGGACAGCUGCUGAUGAUUCCUCAGCAGGCUCUGGCCCAGAUGCAGGCCCAGGCACAAGGAAGCAUGGCACCUCGGACUGCUACACCCACAAGUGUGGCUCCUGGCCAGACUCCUGGAAACACCAUCAUCAACAGACAAGUGGCUACCAGCACCAUCAUCCGUCAGGGCUGUCCAGUGCCAACUACACUCCCUUUGACCACCACUCUUCACAGACCUCCUAUCCUUCAGAGCUCAGUUGGAGCUGCAGUACCAGGAAUGGCCCCCAGAACUGUCAGCCAAACAGCUGGGCCCACAGUUACCUCAAUAACACUGAGCAAGGUUUGUUGUCCUGUGCCAAAAAGAUCAGAUAGGACCGGAUCCACUGUGAGAGAGCUGGUGAAGGAGCUGCUGGAGGGCAAACUGGAAGCUGAGGAAUUCACCAGCAGAUUGUACAAAGAGCUCAGCUCCUCACCCCAACCGUACCUUGUGCCUUUCCUCAAGAGAACCCUCCCAGCCUUGAGACAGCUCACCCCAGACUCAGCAGCCUUCAUCCAACAGAGUCAGCACCCACAGCCGGCCUCGGGUCCAGUCUCCUCCACCUCACCCAUCCCCACCACAGUUGUGCUGAGCAGCCCAGGCACAUCCCUCACCGUUCCAGUCAGCAGGCCCCAGCUCCAGCCAGGCAUCAACAAGCCAGGACAGACCCACUCACUGGUUCUCCAGCCUCAGCAGCAGAGAGCAGUGUUGAGACCUCAGGUAACCUUACCGACAACCCCCACAGUGACUCUCAGGAAUCAGGCGCCUGGCUGCAUCAUGCUUGGACACCAACAGGUCCAGCUUAAAGAGCUGCAGCAAGUUACCAUGAGGCUGGAGGUGCCACCUGUUUCUAAACAAGUCUCUGCUGCAGCCCUGACCCUGGCUCAAAAAAACAAGCUAAAAGAGGCAGGCGACACUUUUAAGGAUGAUGAUGACAUCAAUGACGUGGCCUCCAUGGCUGGAGUAAACCUAUCAGAGGAAAGCGCCAAUAUCUUAGCAACCAAUUCUGGACUGGUGGGAGCAGUGACACAUUCCUGUAAAGACGAGGCUUUUCUCUCCUGCAGCAUUCUGCAGAGCAGAAUGCUGGAGAUAGGUAGGAGAUGCGGUGUAACAGACCUGGGUGCCGAGGUGGUGAACUAUGUCUCUCAUGCUGCUCAGCAGCGACUUCAGAACCUGCUUGAAAAAGCUUCACAAGUGGCCCAGAAGAAAAAUGUCAAUUUCAAGGAGGGUGACAACUAUGAGCAGAGCAGUGAUGUUCGUACUCAGCUCAAGUUCUUUGAGCAGCUGGACCAGUUGGAGAAACAGCGGAAGGAGGAACAGGAGAGAGAGAUCCUCCUGAAGGCAGCAAAGUCUCGAGCUCGGCAAGAGGACCCAGAGCAGCUGCGUCUGAAACAGAAGGCCAAAGAGAUGCAACAGCAGGAACUGGCUCAGAUGAGACAGAGGGAGGCCAACCUGACUGCUCUCGCAGCUAUCGGCCCCAGGAAGAAGAGGAAGGUUCUGGACUCUCCAUCCUCCUCUUCUGCAGCUGAGGGAUCAGGAGCAAGUCCCUCUCUUUCUGGUGGGGCUGGUUCAUCAGGCUCCAGACCCACACGGCAGCGCAUCACACGCGUCAAUCUCAGGGACCUGCUCUUCUGUUUGGAGAAUGAGAGAUUUACCAGUCGUUCCCAUUUCCUCUACAAGGGCUUUCUCAAAUAGGUAUGAUGUCAGAGGAGGAAAGGUGAGCAGGAGGAAAUGAAGUGUGUAGAGAGAACAACCGCUUCCACUGUAGAGAGAGGGUUAAGGCUCUUACAAAUAAAGAGGAGGAAAGCAGUGCCUUGGCACAUUUAAAAAAUUUUUCAAAUAUACCUGACAACCUGAAAUAUACAGUAGUAGCAGCCAUUGGAUGGCCUCUCUACCUCCCUCCUCAAAUGAUGCCUAUUUUCCUUCAGAGCAGUCAAACUUAUGCCUCUUUAUUUAGCCUGUACAACUUUCUUUUCAGGAAAGUGAAAAGGCCUGUUUUAUGAGGAAGAGUUUUUGUAUGAACAAUGAGUAAUAGUACAGUUAUGCACUGUAACACAGUACAGUUUUUUUUAUUAUUAUUCGUAUGUGCAUCAGGCUUUGUAUGUUUUAUUAGGCCACCAACUAAUUUUAUUCAAUAAUCAUUUUAGGUUUUUUGUUUUGUUUUUUUUUUUGCCUUUUUUUUUUUUUUAACCUAAAUUAGGUUGAACUUCAAACUGUGUCCUACUGAGUUGCCUUCCUAACUAAAUAU